UCAAAGUUGACGUGACGUCAGAGCGGGGCUCGUGGUUGGAAGCUUCGCGGGAAAACCUCUCAAAACAAAUCGGUACCGAUGGUCGCGUGCUGAACUUUAACCUCCGGUACCGUGAGCUCAGCGGUGUGACGUCACUGUCGGUAACGAACCAGUCGGUUGAACCAUUAGCUCUUCUGUUAGCUCCGGGCUAACGCUAAUCCGUUAGCUUAGCACUGAGCUGCUCCGGACAGUGGAGCGGGGAACUCACGGUGAGCAGUCCGGGAUAAAGAGUCGGUGACCGGGGAGAGUGAUGGCGGAGAGACCGGAAGACCUGAACCUUCCUAACGCGGUGAUCACCCGCAUCAUCAAGGAGGCGCUCCCCGAUGGAGUGAACGUGUCCAAAGAAGCAAGACGAGCCAUCUCUCAGGCGGCCAGCGUGUUUGUGUUGUACGCAACCUCCUGUGCAAAUAAUUUUGCGAUGAAAGCCAAAAGAAAAACUCUGAAUGCAGGAGACGUGUUGGCUGCGAUGGAGGAAAUGGAGUUUGAACGAUUCCUGGAGCCUCUCAAAGAAUCUUUGGAAGUGUAUAAGAAGGGCCAGAAAGGAAAGAAGGAGGUGACGGAGCAGAAGCGCAAAGAUAAAGAGAAGAAGACCGACUCUGAGAACGACAAGAGCAGGGAGGAGGAAGAGGAGGAGGAGGAGGAGCGAAUGGAUGAGGAGCCUGAAGCCGAGAAUGAAGGGGAGGAGGAGGAGGUGGAGAAUUGAGGAGGUUUCAUCAGAGCACUGGUGACAUGAACGAUGAAAUACACUCACUCCUCUGACGUUAACCCCCCCCACUGGACGCGUUCAUCAUCCAAUCACAGUGAAGCAGUGACAUCAGGUUUCAGAACAGAGGAGGAGUUACAGACGUCCAACUUCUGUCUUCCACACACACACACACACACACACACACACACCAUGCACUUCACAUUUGUCUCGUUCCAUUUUGUGUUUAAUUUUUUUAUAGUAACAUUUUGAUAUUUGCGCUGUUUGAUUUCUUCUGUAACACAAUUUCUCGACCGUUACUUUUAUUUACACCUGGCAUUAAAAUACUUCAUCAGUAAUCAGAUUACAUCGAGCUCGACCCGAUGACAGUAAAGUGUAAAGGCACCAAAGAAACAGAGGACAGAUUGAGAUCCGAUUGGCUGAACCCUGCAGGGGUUCAUAUUGUGAAUAUGAGUGUACAUGUUGUGUACAUGUGUGUAAAUAAUCACAUGACUGUUCCAGAUCAGCGAGUCCCAGCAGCCAUUAAACAGGAAGUCGUCCUCUCCUCCGGCCUCAUGAUUGUGUGAGAGUAAACCAGACCAACAGUAACACAACAUCUGCAAUCCUCCUCCUGUUGUCGUGGAGCUAAUGACUGGAUAGAUCUGGAUACACGAGGGUUAGGGUGUAACUGGAGUCAAACUACAUCCUGAAUUUGUCAUUGAACCAACACAGUGGAACUCACCCAACUCAAUUCCACCAAGCUCAUAAAUGUCCGACCUUUAAAUAUGUACAAGAUCAAUUCAUUAUUCUGAGAAAUUGGGAAAAAGUCAAAAGCCUGAUCUCACAUCGUUAAAGAUUAUAAAAACCUGGAUCUGCCCCGUUUAUCGAAUCCGAGACAUUAGUUCUUCUGUUUUUUCUUGGCCGACGUCCCAUCCCUCCAAGUUUCAAUAAAAUCCAUUUCAUAGUUUG
Molecule: messenger RNA, 1690 nt
Organism: Hippoglossus stenolepis (Pacific halibut)
Lineage: Eukaryota; Metazoa; Chordata; Actinopteri; Pleuronectiformes; Pleuronectidae
Gene: pole3
Product: polymerase (DNA directed), epsilon 3 (p17 subunit)
Exons: 4
Coding region: 290-742 (150 amino acids)
Biological process (GO): heterochromatin formation; leading strand elongation; DNA damage response
Cellular component (GO): CHRAC; epsilon DNA polymerase complex
Molecular function (GO): chromatin DNA binding; protein heterodimerization activity
Source: RefSeq, a predicted model, not a curated record